This is a messenger RNA of Cryptococcus deneoformans JEC21, 1744 nucleotides long. RefSeq names its product endopeptidase, putative. The coding region runs from base 180 to 1619 and encodes 479 amino acids. NCBI's taxonomy places the organism in Eukaryota, Fungi, Basidiomycota, Tremellomycetes, Tremellales, Cryptococcaceae. Gene Ontology annotation, biological process: proteolysis. The transcript has 7 exons. The record is from RefSeq and is a predicted model, not a curated record. Gene Ontology annotation, molecular function: aspartic-type endopeptidase activity.
GGCUUUUUUACAAACAUUCUAGCGUACCUGGAUCCGACUAGACCAGGCUGGCACCCUUUCCUGCUUGCACAAACAUUCAACUUGCCAAAGAACUCGUAAACAAGGUAACCUUUUUUUAUAUUUCAGGUUCCCGUUGUUCUGAAUUCGAACAAACCCAUUGCUUGCCCUUGGUAUCUGUCAUGCUCGUUUCCCUCGCUCUCCUACCGCUCACCCUCGCAGCAACGCUGCCUACCGUCCCUUCUUCCUUUCACCUACCAUUGAAAGUGCUCGAAUCUCGCCAGCACUCUGAUGAUAUCUCGCAACGUCAUGCAUGGUUGAUCAGCCAGGCAAAGUCUAUGCGGGCAAAGUACGAGCCAUAUCUCAACGAGGAGGGUAAGGAGUUGUUAAAGAGGGAUAGAAUGGAAAAAGAAGGACAGAUGAAAAGAGCACAGCAAUCUAUAGACACUCCGCCUCAGCAGUUCAUUGUUAUCAUGGAUACUGGAUCAUCUGACCUCUGGGUGGCCGAGAAAGGAUGUACAGCCGAUUUCUGUUCCAAGACCUAUACCUUUGAUGCCAGCAAUUCAUUCACAUUCGAAACUGAAAGAAAGCAAUUCAGCAUUGCUUACGGAUCCGGUAAUGCGGGAGGCUAUUUGGCAAAUGACACCGUCUCGACUGGGGGGUUCACAGUCCGUGAACAAGCCUUUGCUGUGGUGACUCAAGCUAUUGACGGUCUGAUCGAUUAUCCCACAUCAGGUCUUUUGGGUCUUGCGUGGAACACCAUUGCGUCCGCUUACUCAACCCCCUUCUGGCAAGCCUUGGCGUCUUCUGGUGCUUGGGAUUCACCAGAAAUGGGGGUUUACCUCGCCAGAUUCAAAGGAAAUAGCAGCGCCCAGAAGAUUGAGUUUGAUGGGGGGCAUUUUAUUUUUGGCGGGGUCGAUUCAACCAAGUUUGAGGGUGAUUUGAAUUAUAUUCCAAUCGGACCGGGAGAGAGGGAUUUUUGGAAACUCCCUUUGGAGGGUAUGACAGUGGGUGGGAACCCUGUCGAUGUCUCUAAAGGCCUCCUAAUCGGCCGCAAGGCCCCUGCUUGCGCUAUUGAUACUGGUACUACCCUCAUCGGCGUGCCAACUGACAUGGCCGCUGCGAUUUAUGCCCAGAUACCCGGCUCUUCCAAAGUGCCAAGCUCGGUUAUGGGGCAAGGGGGAUAUUAUCAGUACCCGUGCGAUACCAAUGUUGACGUGAAACUCAAGUUUGGCGGAGUAGAGUAUGGAAUCUCCAACACGGACAUGAAUUUUGGGACUUUUACCGACGAUGGCAAGACCUGUAUUGGAGCGUUCUUUGGGCAAGAUGUGUCUCCGAGAUCCCCAGUCCAGUGGAUCGUCGGUGCCGCAUUCCUCAAAAACGUAUACACUUCAUUCCGAUAUGAACCCACAGCUAUCGGGUUUGCACCUUUGACCACUAACGUUACCCUCCUUCACAACAAAAGAAUGCCCGUCACCUCGGAAGAAGCGACUAUUAAUGGGACCACUUCAAGCUCUUCCAGGGGGGCACAAUUGACCGGCAGAGUUGAUGUGCAGCAGAGGGGUGUAUUGUGGGGCGUGCUGGGGCUUGGAGCUAUGCUCGGUCUUGCGUUGGCCCUUUGAAAGGAUGAUGAUGAUGACGAGGGAUAACGCUAUGUAGCCGAAAUCAAGAUUAAAAAAUAACAUAUUUAUUUUGUUCAACUUGACGUGUAGCCUUUUUACGUGUACGAAUUCGACGACCAAUGAUG